Syzygium oleosum is the source of this 354-nucleotide messenger RNA. RefSeq lists its product as uncharacterized. The coding region runs from base 1 to 354 and encodes 117 amino acids. The record is from RefSeq and is a predicted model, not a curated record. NCBI's taxonomy places the organism in Eukaryota, Viridiplantae, Streptophyta, Magnoliopsida, Myrtales, Myrtaceae. The transcript has a single exon.
AUGGGUCUGCAAGAUAUUGGCGCGGGCCGCUUCAGGUAUCAAUACGAGAAGCUGAUCAACAUCAAUGAGAAAACAACAAGGCCUAGGGGGCGUUGGGUGAGGAAUGUGAACGGAAAGCUCAAGGCUCUCCGGCUGUCUCGUUCGAGGAAACUUACUCUGAGGGCAUUUUCACUGAUCGCAUUGCCCAGCAAGAUGACCAGGAUCUACAGAGAUAUCGUCAACCGGAUGAAUUUGGAUGGUAUCUACCCGGCCAUCACUUUUUCCUCUCAGUGGGGGCUCCCAGUUCUGUCUCAUUCCUCUGUGAAAUGUAGAAGAAGUGUCAUAUCUCUUGAUAGACGCUGGGCUCACACUUGA